Molecule: messenger RNA, 1568 nt
Organism: Amphimedon queenslandica
Lineage: Eukaryota; Metazoa; Porifera; Demospongiae; Haplosclerida; Niphatidae
Product: protein Hook homolog 3-like
Exons: 20
Coding region: 5-1567 (520 amino acids)
Biological process (GO): cytoskeleton-dependent intracellular transport; cytoplasmic microtubule organization
Cellular component (GO): centrosome; cytoplasm
Molecular function (GO): microtubule binding; dynein light intermediate chain binding
Source: RefSeq, a predicted model, not a curated record
GAGUAUGGAGGAGAGAGUACAGCACACAGUAAUGCAACUGAUACAAGAGUUAAUGAGUAUUGGGUCCCCCAGUAUGAUACAAAUUGACGUUUAUAAGGAACUAGAAGAACAGUACCAACGAACAUCAGAGGAUCUUAAAAACCAACAGGCAGAAAAUGACAAAUUGCAACAAAAAAUAUUUGAACUUCAAAAAAAUCUGACGGCAAUUGAAGGAGAACUGGAGGAGACCAGGACUGAAGUUAAGGACCUCAGGGAUAAAGUACCUGUGGAAGACUUCGGGACCCCUGGGGGAGUGAAAUUGCAAAGAGUAAACCGAAAAUUGGAGGACAUUAGGAAAGAGAAGCUAAGGGCAGAAUAUGAGAGAGAUGAAUUGAUGAGUCAAAUUGAAGAAUUGGAAUCGAAAGUGACGGAACUUGAGCAAAAGAACAGCGAACUGGCAGCUGCUAAUGAAGAGAUACCGUUACUGAAGGACAGUCUGGAGGAGUCAAAAUACCUUGAAGCUAAAGUGAAAAGUUACGAAUCUGUCAUUAGCCAAUACAAGAAGAAAUUAGAGUUACUGCAGGAAGUGAAGAGAGAGAAGAAGUCGCUUGAAGACAAGAACAUGAUGUAUGUCCAGCAGAUAAUGGACCUUGAAGAGGAGUUAAGGAUGGUAUCAUCUAGCAAAGAACAAUUUGAAUCUUUAAGAAAGAAGAUCAGUAGUCUUGAAAAUGAUUUGGCACAAGAGAAUUUGAAAGUGUUAGAAGCACUUCAAGAUUGCGAAGAAAAGUCAACACUAAUAGAAUCACUAACAGCCGACAACAGAGAAUUAAGGAAGCAGCUGGAUCAUCAUCAACCAGCCACGCCCACCACAACAGCUCCUCCAUUGAGUACUGAGUUUCAUAUGAUGAGUGGAGAAGAAGGAAUAGAUUCCUCAGAGUCCCUAAUGGAGGCCUUCACUCCUGAACUGAAGGAGAAGAUGUAUAAACUGGAGAAGGAGAAUGAGAUACUCCGUAGACGAGUGACUACUAGUGAGAGCUCAGCAGCUGCUACUACCGACACUCAACAGGUGGAGGGACUCAGACUGGAACUAGUGGAUAAAAGUUUGGAGAUAGACAAGCUUAAACAAGGUCUUGCCAAGAAAGGCAAAGAAUUGGAGGCGUUGUCACAUUUCAGGGAUAAUUACGAUCAGAUCAAAUCACAGAUAAAAGCCAAAGAUGUCGAAAUUGAAAAAUUAAAGAAAUAUUUAAAUAAAGCGAAAAAGAUAAUAGAAGGUUUUGGCGAUAAGAAAGACGUAGCAGCUGACAGUGCUGAGGUACAGCAGUUGAAAGGAUUCCUUCAGGAGAGGGACAGAGAGAUAGAGAGAAUGGAGAGAACGUUUGAGCAGGAAAGACAGACAAGAGAGAAAGAGGAGAGACUCAUAUUAUCCGCCUGGUAUAAUCUGGGUGUUAAGUUCCAUCAGUUGCAGAGUAAGGAGAGGUUAGUGACCCAGGGGUCGUUCCUAACUCAACAGAGACAGGCAGCGUUAAAGAGACACGCCCCCUCAAGUGGGGUAACGCCCACCACCUCAUCAACAUUCUCAUUAAAUUAAU